Molecule: messenger RNA, 843 nt
Organism: Cicer arietinum (chickpea)
Lineage: Eukaryota; Viridiplantae; Streptophyta; Magnoliopsida; Fabales; Fabaceae
Product: norbelladine synthase-like
Biological process (GO): abscisic acid-activated signaling pathway; defense response
Cellular component (GO): cytoplasm; nucleus
Molecular function (GO): abscisic acid binding; signaling receptor activity; protein phosphatase inhibitor activity
Source: RefSeq, a predicted model, not a curated record
AUCAUUACAUCCACCAAAUGUUUAAUAUUUUGCUUUUGUUGAUAUUUCCUAUUUCACUUCACAUACAUAUAUGAGAAGCAGAGUGUGCAUUUAAAAUUGAAGAGUAAAGUUUAGUGCAAAAGAGAGAGAGAAGAUGUUUGGUGAAGUUGAACAUGAGUUAGAGCUGCACGUGCCGGCAAGUGAAGCAUGGGAUCUGUUUGGCGCCCUUAGAAUUGGAAAACUUGUUGAGGAAGAGAUGCCUGAAAUGUUUCAAAAGGUGGAGAUAACUGAAGGAGAUGGAGGGGUUGGGACUGUUCUCAAAUUAACAUUCGCUCCAGGUAUACCUGGCCCAUCCAGUUACAAAGAGAAGUUCACAAAGAUUGAUAAUGAGAAGCGGAUCAAAGAAACAGAGAUAGUUGAAGGGGGUUACUUAGAUUUUGGAUUCACACUAUUUAGAGUUCGUUUUGAGGUAGUAGAGAAAGGUGAAGACUCAAGUAUAAUAAAAUCUACAAUAGAGUAUGAAGUGAAGGAAGAGGAAGCAGCCAACGCCUCACUUGUUUCCAUUCAGCCAUUGGUAAAGAUUGUACAAGUUGCCAAGAGUUACCUUCAAAGAAACAAGGCUGCAAAAGAAGCAAAUUAAGUAGUAAUCAUCUACUUUUAAAUAAAAUUAUGAAAGUUGUUUUCCUUUGAACCUUUUGUUUCAAUAAUUCAUAUCAUCAUGUAGUAUGUCUCAAAUGAUUUGCAAUCUUGAGAAACGUAAAUCUUCUCAAUAUGUUUUGAGAUGUCAUAGUAAGUUCUUUGAUUGUCCUCGUCUUUUUUCUAAUUUACCAUUUUCAUCUAUGAGAAUGUUCAUGAUUAUCUGCA